Molecule: messenger RNA, 830 nt
Organism: Onychostoma macrolepis
Lineage: Eukaryota; Metazoa; Chordata; Actinopteri; Cypriniformes; Cyprinidae
Gene: psma2b
Product: proteasome 20S subunit alpha 2b
Exons: 8
Coding region: 105-809 (234 amino acids)
Biological process (GO): ubiquitin-dependent protein catabolic process
Cellular component (GO): proteasome core complex; proteasome core complex, alpha-subunit complex
Source: RefSeq, a predicted model, not a curated record
AAUGGUCUGUUGUUUAUUUAGUUUGUACACUUUUAUUUUGACGAGUCUGUUCACAAAAAGUUUGCGGAAGUUGUUUUGGUGUACUUCCGUAGCAAAAGACAAAAAUGGCAGAACGGGGAUACAGUUUUUCUCUCACAACAUUUAGCCCCUCUGGCAAACUGGUGCAGAUUGAAUAUGCUCUGGCCGCUGUAGCAGCCGGUGCUCCAUCUGUAGGAAUCAAAGCAUCAAACGGAGUUGUGCUUGCAACUGAGAAGAAACAGAAGUCCAUACUGUAUGAUGAACAGAGCGUGCACAAAGUUGAGCCAAUAACCAAACACAUUGGCAUGGUGUACAGCGGAAUGGGUCCUGACUACAGGGUGCUGGUCAGAAGAGCAAGAAAGCUGGCGCAGCAGUAUUUCCUGGUAUACCAAGAGCCAAUCCCCACAGGCCAGCUGGUACAGAGAGUGGCUUCUGUUAUGCAGGAAUACACACAGUCUGGAGGUGUGCGGCCUUUUGGAGUUUCUCUUCUCAUUGCCGGUUGGGACGAAGACAGACCGUACUUAUUUCAGUCUGACCCAUCGGGUGCAUACUUCGCUUGGAAAGCCACAGCAAUGGGAAAGAACUAUGUGAAUGGAAAAACAUUCCUUGAAAAAAGAUAUAAUGAAGAUCUGGAACUUGAAGACGCUAUACACACUGCCAUCUUAACUUUGAAGGAAAGCUUUGAAGGUCAGAUGACAGAGGACAACAUCGAGGUGGGCAUCUGUAAUGAAGCAGGAUUUCGCAGACUGUCACCUGCUGAGGUGAAGGAUUACCUGGCAGCAAUUGCUUGAACAGCACUACACAGUGCUUAC